Erythranthe guttata (spotted monkey flower) is the source of this 1379-nucleotide messenger RNA. NCBI's taxonomy places the organism in Eukaryota, Viridiplantae, Streptophyta, Magnoliopsida, Lamiales, Phrymaceae. The record is from RefSeq and is a predicted model, not a curated record.
CUCUCUCUCUCUCUUCAAAAGAGACUAUAAAACACACCAAAUUGAAACUACAGGCUUAACCACCAUCAUCAACAUUUUUCCCCAAAUCCUCCCCACUGAAAGGCGAGCUCUAUGAAUUAAUCACCGGCUUCAAUAAAAUUAAUUUCAUCGGCGAAAUUAUCAACCGGCGCCGGAGUGAAUAUCUCUGAAUACUGAAAUUGUCCGAGAAUGGAUUGUAAUAAAGACGAAGCUGUAAAGGCUAAAGAAAUUGCCGUAAAGAAGUUCACGGAGAAGGACUUUCGAGGAGCCAAGAAAUUUGCUUUGAAGGCCCAAAAAAUGUUCCCCGAUCUCGAAGGCGUGUCUCAUCUCCUUGCAGUAAUCGACGUUUAUCUUGCAUGUGAGAAGACAAUAAACGGGGAAUAUGACUAUUACGGGAUCUUUGGCGUGGAUCGUUUCGUCGAUGUACAAACAUUGAGGAAUCGUUACAAAAAAAUGGCUUUGGCUCUUCACCCCGAUAAAAACAAAUCGAUCGGUGCCGUUGAAGCGUUCAAGAUUAUAUCUGAAGCGUGGGAAGUGCUUUCGGGCACGUAUACGAGAAGCGCGUACGACUUGAAGCUGAACAACGUAGGAUCUUCGAGUCAGACGACUAAACCUCAGAACGUACCUACUCAACCACAUAUUCCAGAAUCAACCACUCGACCACACGUUCGAUGGGCAGCCAGUGGGCCCACGAGCGGGCCCACUCGGCCACAGACUCAAGGCAGUGCCACUAAUCUGCAAAAUUGUCCUUGUUGUGGGCAAUCUAUUUUGGCGAAUGCUAUAAUAACCUGUCCAGCUGCUUCGUGCCAGGAAUCUGUCAAUGUUCUGAAACGAAAGCUCGAUGAGGUAAUGCACAUCGUAAGUUGUAUCAGUGCUAUGGUAAACGAUGGCAGGACCGAUUCAGCGAAAAUGCGACGUACAAACGAUCGUAAUUAGCAAAAGGUGGUGUUAAGAGAUCAUAGCCUUGUAACGUUCUUUACGUAAUAGGCGUUAAUAGUUUUUUUUUCUUUCUUUUUAAGCGUAUGCAGCGUUAUCCUCUGGUAGGUUAGAAUCGCAAUUUGGGGGACGGAAUGCAAAAGAACAUAUUAUACAUACAUACAUACAAUAUAUAUAUAUAUAUACACAUAAUUUUGCAAUGAUCUUGUUUGGUUAUCUCUCUCGAAUUGGUAUUUCUUAUAUUUGUUAUGUUAGUUCGUUCGUAGAUUUUUGCUUUGUUUUCUUUGCUGAUGAUUAUUAUGUUUAGGUUUCUCGAGUUCAUUGUAAUAACGUAUUGCGAGGUUUGAUUUUUCGCGCCAAUUUUUUUGGAUUUAAAAAUCUCGUUACAACAGUUAUAUCAUUUGUCGGUUUGCAGCGGUCGUAUU